Molecule: messenger RNA, 2202 nt
Organism: Plasmodium gonderi
Lineage: Eukaryota; Apicomplexa; Aconoidasida; Haemosporida; Plasmodiidae
Product: N-acetylglucosamine transferase
Exons: 9
Coding region: 1-2202 (733 amino acids)
Biological process (GO): GPI anchor biosynthetic process
Cellular component (GO): membrane; endoplasmic reticulum
Source: RefSeq, a predicted model, not a curated record
AUGAAGGACCCAAAACAGAGAGAUGAGGGAAGAAACUGUCUAAACAUAUUUUUCCCUCAAUGUGUAGAAUCAACAGACACAAAAUUAAAACUGUACUUGUAUGGAAUCUGCAUGGAAAACACGUGCAUCGUGAUCCAUGUUACAAAAAAAAAAAAACAUAAUAUCAAUUUUAUGAAUACUCAAGAGGAUCAUAUUAAGGGAAAGGGGAAAAAAGUCCAAUUAAUUGGAGAACUAAUUUUCGCUUAUAACUCAGAUGAUAUAGAGAAAAUAAAUUUGGAAUUACGAGAUGGCAAUGACCGAUGUGAUUAUUUAUAUAUGGCUUAUUAUAGAGAAAAACCCAUCCUCAUAUAUGGAAAUAUGAAAGAAAAAAAAUAUAUGAACGUUCUGUUCAUACUGUAUAAUUUGAAUAAAUAUAUAUAUAACAUUUCUGAUGAUCAUGUAAACAGUCUCGUUUUGGAUGCAUUUAGAACAGAUAGGUUAUUCACAAAAACAGGGGUUAAAAAAGAUGCAGAAAAGUAUGACCACGUGCAGGAAGAAAAAGUUGCAGAAGAAAAAAUGUACACCACAGGUAAAGAUAAAAUGAAUGAGAGGGAUCAAAUUUACUUCGAUCAUGACGACCGUGUGAGCAGCCUAGUAAUCGACAAACCAAGCGACACUCAGGACAUGUUCUCGUGGGAAAAGAAAGAGAACAAUCAAAACUUCAAGCAGAAUGAACAGAAUGAGAAAAGGGAUCGAUUUGUCCAUUCAGAUAAGGAACAUUCAAGCACUACGAAUGUAGAAAGUGCAUUAAAAGAGGAAAAAGGAAAUAACGGAGCUUGUCCACAAUUUAUUGAAAAUAAAAAUGAACAUCCUCUGACUAUGCGUGACAUAAUUGCAAUAAUGAAUAAUAAAAGCGUUUAUGUAAGAAUAAUAGAAGAGGAAGUAGAAGCAGGAGAAGAAGCAGGAGCAGGAGAAGAAGCAGGAGCAGCAGGAGCAGAAGAUAAGGAAAAAAGUCUUCCCUGUGGUGAUUACCGAGGAGAAGCAUUUAUACCCAAGAAGAAAAACAUGAAUUCUGCCCUUUUAUUCAUUUCAUUUUUAACGUACAUAAUUUCAGCAGUGAACAAAACAUCUUAUUACAUACUAUGCACACUUCUGAAAAUAAGUGCAAAGUUUGUCUCAGAGCAGAAGAAAAACACACUUAUUUAUAUCAAAGAGAGAUUACUGAUGCAUUCAGAGUGGCAUCAAUUAUUAACUAAUUUAAUAGCAUAUAACCAAAAUCCAUCUGAUUACUACAUGUACAAACAGAUACUGUUAAUUCGGUUGUGUAAUUUUGUAAUAGAUACAGUUUUGGGAGUCUUCAUUUUUUUCUUAGUCUCCCACAGAAUUAUUAACCUCCAUUUUGUUUUCCAAAAAAUGAGCCUUUUUUAUGACACCGGAACAUUGACGUCCAUACUAGGAACAUUGCUACAAAACCCACUGGGAUUGAAGCUGAACAAUAACUUCACCUCUUUUAUUGGAAGUAUAAUCAUCUCUAUUUUGGACAAAUGGGACUAUUUCAAGAAUGUAUUUCAUUUGAAGAACAUUUCAGUUGUUGACCUUAUUUUAUUUUCCUCUACUUGUGGAUUUUCUUUUUUUCUUUCACUCGUGAUGGAUUACCUCAAGAUUAUCACUGCCCAUGUGACAUUGAUUUUCUUCUUCUUAAAAAAAAUACAUUCAAUCUUUCACAAUAACAUGUAUUCUCUCUAUUUGUUGUUCAAUGGGAAAAAAUGGAAUAUUCUUAAAUUACGAGUAGACACGAAUUAUUACACUAAUGAAGAAGUCAUUCUAGGAACCAUCCUUUUUACCAUACUAAUUUUUUUAUACCCAACAGUUUUUGUCCUAUUUUCGGCUUUUGGACUUAUUCACUUUAUUAUCUAUAGAAUUAUAUACGUCAUUUCCAUUUUGAAGGAAAUUAUUUUGCAUGUGCCGUUUUACAUCUUCCUUCUGAGAUCUAGCAAAAAUAAAUAUAUCAGCAGAGGGAUAAGGUUCUCCAUCUGUAAGUUCAGCAUAAGAAAGACGCUUCCUUGUGCGUUCACGUUUGCGUUUGUGUGUGUGUGUAAAGAUACUGAAUUGAAAGACCUACCAAAAUGUCAUUAUCUCUUAUUAGAAAAUUCGAAAUUUUCAUUUUUCGACAAAAUAAAAUUAUUAAUGAAUGUUUUCCAGAAUUAUGAUAAUGCAAAAUGA